This is a messenger RNA of Dichomitus squalens LYAD-421 SS1, 1473 nucleotides long. RefSeq lists its product as uncharacterized. Gene Ontology annotation, cellular component: cytosol. The transcript has 10 exons. The record is from RefSeq and is a predicted model, not a curated record. Gene Ontology annotation, molecular function: protein binding. Lineage: Eukaryota; Fungi; Basidiomycota; Agaricomycetes; Polyporales; Polyporaceae. Bases 1 to 1473 code for a protein of 490 amino acids.
AUGGAAACUUGCGUUAGCUUAGCAAAGUUCACUCGCAACCUUGUUGCCCAAAACCCUGCGAACCAAGUCAGAGCACUCGAAGUUGAGCCGGCGAUUCGGAGCCUUGUUUUCCGUUAUACGACUUAUUCGGCCACCCAGGAUCCUACCUCAUAUCCCAUUACGCGUGUUCUCACUCAGACUUUGUCAAACAUAGUCACGUCAAACGACUAUGUGGCGCAAGCAUUAUGGACGACAUAUCUCAACCUUCCGGAGGAGCAGCUGAUCCUCACCCGGCUGUUUGCCUCUCCUGACGCUCAAACGGUUCUAGUAGCGUUCGUCUUCGUACUCAAUUGCAUUCAUGAAAGCCGCCCAAGAAUAGAACAACUUGCAGGGAGCCCGAGAGGGCCCCGGACCUGUUUUGGGUUCUUGGACCGGAUGGCUUCGCUCUUCGAAGCAGAAGAGUCAAGUGCGGAAGGGCGUGCUUUCGACUUAGGGUAUGAGAUAUUCACCCGUGUAAUAGAAGCAGGACUGGUCCCAACGUUGUACCGCUCAUUGACCGUAGAAGACGAACCUAUCACGCCUCACCAGACUACCCUUCUGAAGAUGGUCGAUUCGUUUCUACAUAAUUCGGAAUCCGCCUAUGAGCUGUCGUCAAGGCGACACGAUCCAGAUGGGCGUUACCUGCUUGACAUGUUGACGGAACGAUUCCUUGCCCUGUCGAGAUAUACGCAAGAUUCCAUACAGCGCGCUCUCGGGGCUUACAUUUUUUUCGUUCACGAGUCUCCUACCCAUUACUCCGCAGACACCCAUUCCAAUGAAUCGGCUCCAUUGCAGGAGCUUGACCUUCUCUUACCCAAAGUCUGUGAAGCAUUGGUACUCGUCACACAAUGCCUGACGACAAUCACGUUGCGGGCUGAGGAGACCGCUACUGCGCGCUCAUUGCCGUCGAGGACUGACGACGAGGUCGCGGCGCAUCUGUCCUCCAAUCCACUAAUAGUAAUCUCGGCCAUGUUCUUGGAUCAUGGUGUUGUCGAUAGCCUGGUUGAGACGCUGCGGCUCGUUGAUACCUUCGUUCCCAGAAUAACAUACGGGAAAGUUGUUCGUAGAACCACUGCGCCGAACCAGCAGGAGUCCCACAGUACGAGCGAGGCCGCAAGUUCAGACGGCACUCGUAGCAUGAGCCCGAACCCUGAGCUCAUCCGUGCAGCGCAAGCAUUCGCCCAUGUAAAGCGCGAUUUAGUACGUCUACUCGGUAUCGUGGCAUCGCAAAACCGGGCUGUUCAAGACCGUGUGCGGGAAUCUGGCGGCCUCCCUGUUGUUAUGAACCUGUGCGUAGUCGACGACUACAACCCUUACCUCAGGGAGCACGCAAUCUUCGCGCUCAGGAAUUUGCUCAGCGGGAAUCCAGAAAGUCAGGCAGUGGUCGAUGCCAUCCAGCCUGUGGGGAAAUGGAAUGAGGACAAGGUUCUGCAAGAGCUUCGAAGCGUCAGGUGA